AUGAGUUCUACAAUGUUUCCCAUCUCGUUCGAAGCACCCCGACCCGGCCUCUACGCCUGGCUCGCCGGAAUCCUCGCCGCACCCAUCCUCUCAUUCCUUCUAGCAUACUUCUACUACGUCCCAAACACCAUCAAAGACCCCCGCCGCCGGCACCUCCCCCCCGGCCCGCGCGGCCUCCCCUUCAUCGGCAACAUGCUCGACCUCGCCGACUCGGACCAGGUCCGCCACAAAGUGCGCGGCUGGCACGCGCGCUACGGCGCCAUCUUCCACACCAAGAUCGGCGGCAGCGACUACAUCUGGCUGUCCUCACCACGCACCGUCAAAGACCUGAUGGACAAGCGCUCGUCCAUCUACUCGUCGCGCGCGGCCCUGCCGCUCGCGCAGGACGUGGCCAGCGGCGGACGGCGCCAGCUGUUCCUGCCGUACGGCCCGCGCUGGCGCCAGAUACGCAGGCACGGGCACGCGCUGCUCAGCGCGACGGCCGCGACGCGCUACCAGCCGAUCCAGGACUACGAGUCGAAGCAGCUGCUGGCGGAGAUGCUCGCCGCACCGGGGGAGUUUUAUCAGAUCAAUCGGCGGUAUGCGGCGAGCGUGAUUAUGCUGUCGACGUAUGGGAAGCGCGUGAGGUCGUGGGAUGAGCCGGUGAUGAGGAGGGUGUUUGCGGUUAUUGAUAAUUUGACCGAGAUGACGGCGCCGGGGGCGCAUGCGGUGGAUAGUUUUCCGGGGUUGGCGGGGUGGCCGGAGUGGUUGUUGGGGGGUUGGAGGCGGUUUGGGAGGAGAGUGUUUGAGCAUGAUAGUGAGGUGUAUUUGGGGUUGUGGAGGGAGUUGAAGGAGGAGGUGGAUAGGGGCGUGGCGAGGGAUUGCUUUUGCAAGGAGUUUUAUCUGAAUGAUCCGGAGAAGAGUGGGAUUGAUGAGCUGUCGGCGGCGUAUACGUGUGGGGGGUUGGUGGAGGCGGGGUCCGAGACGACGGCGUCGACGUUGAACAACUUCAUUCUUUGUAUGACGUUGUUUCCGGAGGCGAUGCGGACGGCGCAAGAGGAGAUCGACCGAGUUGUGGGUCCGGAUCGGCUGCCGCAGUGGGAAGACGAGCAGAAGCUGCCGUAUACGAGAGCACUGAUCAAGGAGGUUCUGAGAUGGCGACCCGUCAACAAGUUCGGCAUGACGCAUGCGAGCUCGGAGGAUGACUGGUAUGAGGGGUUCUUCAUUCCCAAAGGAUCCGUGGUUGUGCUGAAUUGGUGGGCAAUCCACAUGGACCCUUCCAUCCACAAAGAUCCAGAGCACUUCGACCCGGCAAGGUACCUCAACAAGCCGCUUGGGGCCGCAGAGUACCUCAAUACCAGUGAUCCGUACGAGCGAGAUCAUUUCACCUACGGUGCCGGGCGGCGCGUUUGCCAAGGUAUUCAUCUGGCCGAACGUUCUUUGUACAUCAACAUUGUGCGGACUUUGUGGGGUUUCAAUAUCACGAAAAAGAUAGACUCGGAGGGGAAGGAGAUCGAGCCUGAUUGCGGCAUGGUUAGAGGUUUCUUGUCCGUUCCCAACCCCUUCCUUACGGACAUCAAGCCUCGAUCGGAGAAACACGCUGAGAUUAUUCGGACAUCAUUCGAGGAGGCGGAGAAAGAAGGCCUGAAUUAUUGA
Molecule: messenger RNA, 1635 nt
Organism: Lasiodiplodia theobromae
Lineage: Eukaryota; Fungi; Ascomycota; Dothideomycetes; Botryosphaeriales; Botryosphaeriaceae
Product: Cytochrome P450
Exons: 3
Coding region: 1-1635 (544 amino acids)
Molecular function (GO): monooxygenase activity; oxidoreductase activity, acting on paired donors, with incorporation or reduction of molecular oxygen; heme binding
Source: RefSeq, a predicted model, not a curated record